Molecule: messenger RNA, 1577 nt
Organism: Moneuplotes crassus
Lineage: Eukaryota; Ciliophora; Spirotrichea; Euplotida; Euplotidae
Source: the annotation of a GenBank genome assembly
AUGCGUACAGAUUGAAGGAGCCAGUGUUGACUUCUUGAAUACAGAGGGAAGCAGGUAAGUGGGAGGGGUGGUAUAUGGGUAGGAAUUUUAUUUGGGUUUGGUGGAUUGGUUGUAUCGAUAACUUUAUGUAGAAACUGGAAUUACACCUCUGUGUAUCCAUCGGUUCAGGAAGAAAGCAAAGAAGAUGUAGACCAAAUGUUGGAAUAUUGUAAUACUUGCUGUUCAGAGCAAAAGAUAUGGAGGAAGUGCAAGAGAAUCAAGACUUUGGUGUUAGACUCUUGGUAUCUUCCUGAAAUCUAUAAUGAAUUGAAUGAAAGAGAAGUCAAAAUUGAAGAACUAGCUUUUAAUGUCAAAGAUUUAAUAGAUCUGACUGAUGAAAAUAUAAAUAUAGAAAGAAGAGCAGAAAUAACGAAACUAUACCUGUAUGACUUAGAUGAUGGAAAAUCAUACCCUCCUCCAAACGAAGUUGCAAAUAAAUUCGAAAACAACAUAACAUCUAUCCACUUACCAACUCUCUACUUCACCUUCCCCAACAUCAGCACCAUCGACAUUUUUAACUGCAGCUACGGCUACUCCUUCUCAAGCUUAACCCACAUCAUCCUAGAUGGAGGCUCAAUCUGGAACGGAAGCAAAGACCAGCAAAAAGAAUGGGAUGUCAACAAGACCUUCUCUUGUAGUAGCGUCAAAAUGUACGGGUUUGACGAAGAAGGGAACGUUAAGGCCUACCUUUUGAAAAAGUUUGAUUUGUAUAUGAGCCUGGAUAAGAAACUGGAAGAGUUAAGUGGGUCAGAAGAGAGGUAUUUUGUGACAGAGGAGUAUUUUGCCUUCCAGAGUGUUUUUCAGAUGAGUCUUGUUGGGAUUAGUUAUGAUAUUUUUGGAUGUGGAGAUGAGAGAGUGAUUGAGUUGUUGAACAGAUUUGAGGAUCCUCAAAGAGCAUUUGUAAUUGAAAACAAGAAUUUUGAUUAUAUAAGAGGCCCGGAAGCGAUAAGACUUUGAUCUUUUGCAACAUCUCUCUGUUCACAAAAUGUAAAGAAAACUAAAAGAAUUGAGGAAACUAAAGGCAUCUAUCAAGAAGAUGAUGCUAAUGAACUCUUAGAAAAGCAAAAGAAUGCUUCCCAACGAUUCCUUAUAAUCGACAUAGAAUUAUUAGAAAACUUUCAGGGCAAAUCUAACAAACAGAAAAUUAUUGAGGAGAGUCUUGAAAAACUAGAAUCUUCAGAUGGCUUGACACAGUUAAAUAUCAAACUGAGACUACAAAAAUUAAAAAAGCAACAAUUCAAAGUACUCAUGAAAUACCUAAAAUUGAACCUUUCCUCAAUGAUGAUCGAGGGUAACAGAAAAGAUGGAAGCCUAAUUGAUCCAAAGCAAAAGAAAGCUCUCUCAGCACAACUAAGAAGUAUCUCAAGACUGAAAUGCUUCAGUUAUCUAAGACUAGGAACGGACAGAAAGCUAACAGUGAGACUAUCCUCAGGUGAGGACAAUGAGAGCUUUGUCAAAUUGCUGGAAUUCUGCUUUGGUGCAAAAGAAGAACCUGACAUUGACCAAGGGUUCAUCGGAUACAUAGAAGUUAAAUAGAC